Messenger RNA from Labrus bergylta (ballan wrasse), 1521 nucleotides. Lineage: Eukaryota; Metazoa; Chordata; Actinopteri; Labriformes; Labridae. The record is from RefSeq and is a predicted model, not a curated record.
AUGCUUCAGAGACAAAAAAGAGACUGGAUCAUUAAUUCCUUUAAAAUUCAAGAAAACAGUAAAGGACCUUUCCCGCAUAAACUGGGCACAAUUAAAAUAGAUAAGAACUUCACCAUUUUCCAAAUCGAAGGCCAGGGUGUUAAAGAAGAACCCGUAAACACCUUACAAAUCAACGAAGAAACAGGAGUGGUUCAUGUCCUUAAGCCUGUGGACUACGAGGCUUUCCCGAUGUUGAAGGGUCUAGGGAGAGUGAAAGAAGGAGAGGAGAAUGUUACUGUUUUCCGUCUGCACGUUCAAGAUGAAGACGAAGAAGGUACAAAAGCCUGGAAAGCCAAAUAUAAAAUCCAUGGAGACUCCAAGAAUAACUUCAAAAUCAUUACUGAUUCUGAGUCGAAUGACGGACUACUAAUUGUGGAAAAGCAUCUGGACUAUGAAGACAGUUCUGAAAAGAAGUUGAAUAUCACUGUAGAGAAUGAGAUGCCCUUUUACUCCUGCAAAGUGAAGACUCGCAAAGACAACGAUCUUUGGGUUGUAAUGACUGAUAACAAAGAAAAAAGCCAACCCCCCUAUCCAGUGACAGUGCAUGUGGAGGAUGUCAAUGACGCCCCAGUCUUACACCCAAGUAACGAAAAAGUUCCGCUGAAAGAGAACACUGAGAAGGGACGCCACCUGAUAACAUUUACAGCUGAAGACCACGAGAAAGGAGCUGCAAACAAAAUAGUAUUCAAAAAAGAAGCCGAUCCAGCUGAUUGGGUUACAGUAGACCCCAAAAGUGGAAAAGUUACCUCAUCAAGGCCUGUGGACCGAGAGUCGUCAUUUGUGAAAAACAACACCUACAUUGUCAAUAUAAUUGCUGUUGACAAUGGUAAACCUCCAAUGACAGGCACUGCUACCCUCACCAUUUUAAUUAUUGAUGACAAUGACAACGCUCCAUACCUACCUGAAAGCACAAUCGACAUCUGCCAAUCUGAUAAACCAUCUAAGGCCAUCCUCAAGGCCAUUGACUUGGAUGAAGGAGUCUACAGUGGGCCUUUCAGCUACACGCUGCUUGGAGAUGUUAAGGGGAAAUGGAGUAUUGAUCCUCCUCAAGGGUACUCUGUGAACCUGGUCAAAGAAAGCAAAGUUCACUCUGGACACUAUGAGUUGCAGCUGAAGUGUCGGACUUGCAGCUCAAGUCUGCUGUCCACAACCUGUCAGUUACUGUGUGUGAAUGCACAAACCCAGAAAAACCAAACUGCCGUGUGCGCAAAUCUACUGGCGCCGCAGCUGGAGGCACAUUUGUUGGGAUCCUUUUUUUGGCAUUUCUACUGAUUGCAGCCAUUCUCCUUUUAGCUUUUUUGAUAUCAUGUAAGAAAAAGCAGGACAAGAUAGCAGAGGAUGAGGGUUCAGGACAGCAACUCAUGAUCUGCAACACUGAGACACCAGGAGAUGACUGCAAAGUGAAGUCACACAAAGUGAAGAGUCAAAAUGAGGAGAAAAUCAAAAGAAAAUCUCAAGUCAAAACAAGUAGUGCACCACAAG